AUGGAAAACCUGGAAUCAAGGCUCAAGAACGCCCCCUAUUUUCGUUGUGAGAGGGGAAGUGAUUUUGUCCCCAUGUGCCAGAAGUGUGAAACGUGUAUCUUGGCUUGGAAAAUCCUCUCUACCAAAGAGUGGUUCCAAAGGGUCGGCGAGAUAUCCCAGCGGAGGUUUCUAGUUAGCACCCUCGAUCAGUUGGAUAGCUUAUAUUUGUUACACUAUUUUCAAAAUAUCCUUCAGGCCACACAGGGGAAGGAUUUCAUCUAUAACAGGUGCCGGAUCAACCUCAGCAAGGAGGAGGGAAAAAUCGUGAAGUCCUCCUUGAAACAAAUGUUGGAUAGCACAGCAGAACAGAAGAUGAGGGAGAUUUUGUACUGGUUUAGGAACAGCACCCACCGGACUAAGGCAAAUUACACACUUUUGCUGCUUCAGAUGUGUAACCCCAAGUUACUGUUCACCGCAGCUGAUGUCCUCAGGGCCCUGGUUCUGAGAAAGCAGAGCAACAUCUCAGGGCUCAAUCAAGACUCCAACAAUGUAUUUUUGUUCCCUGAGAAAGACUCCAACCCCCGAUCUAAGACCUCGCGUGUCUACCGGGGAAUCAGAGUCAGGCACAUAUCCUUCCCUUUGUCCAAAGCUUCAGGAAAAGAAAACUUGCCUGAAAAUAUGGUGCGGGACACAUCUAAUACUGAAGGAGAAUGGAAGAGUUCGCUCCAGUGUAUUUCCGAGAUGAAUAGGCUGUUUUCUAGAAAAGCAGACAUGCCCAAAGCAGGGUGCACCCCCUCCGAUCUGUUGGUCGACCUGGAUGCUGUCAGAUGCCUGUCUUCUGGGGUCAGCAAAUACCGGGACUUCAUCCGUCUCCUGCCCAUCCACCUCUCCAAGUAUACUCUAAGUAUGCUGGGCUGGACUGGGGGAUUUCUUAAGAGACCUCCCGUUGUGGCCCUGUUUGGAGGUUUCCAAGUCCAUCUCCUUUUUUCAGGUAUGCUGGAUAAAAACACCCUGAACAGGUGUGCCUCUGUGAGCCAGCACUGGGCCGCACUGGUACAGCAGGUCAAGAUGGACCUGUCGACGCACACAUUCAUUCAGAACCAGAUUGCCAUCUUGCAGGGGUCCUACACAAGGGGAAUAGAUCCUAAUUAUGCCAACAAGUUUUUUGUCCCGGUUCCUAAAGUGGCAGAUGAUGGAAAGCACAUGCGUAUGAAAAAUCAGAAAUGGAAACUGAUAACGAAGAGUGACUACAACCUGUGGGCUGCAUACCAGAACCAGGAGACCCAGCAGGUCCUGAUGGAGGAGAGAAAUGUCUUCUGUGGGACUUACAAUAUCCGCAUUCUCUCUGACACGUGGGACCGAAACAGAGUGAUUCACUAUUCAGGGGGAGAUUUGGUAGCUGUGUCAUCCAAUCGGAAGAUCCGGCUUCUGGACCUCAGACAAAUGAAGGAGAUGCCUGUUGAAUUCCGAGGCCAUGCUGGCAGUGUCCGAGCCCUCUUCUUGUGUGAGGAGGAAAACUUUCUUCUGAGCGGGAGUUAUGACCUGAGCAUCAGAUACUGGGAUCUGAAAAGUGGGGCUUGCAUACGAAUCUUCAGUGGCCACCAGGGGACAAUCACUUGCAUGGAUUUACAUAAGAAGAUGCUGGUAUCUGGAGCAAGAGAUUGCCAGGUGAAAGAGUGGGAUGUAGAGACAGGGAAAUGCCUGAAGACAUUUAAACACAAAGACCCCAUCUUGGCCAUCAGGAUCAAUGACACCUACAUCGUGAGCAGCUGUGAGCGAGGGAUAGUCAAAGUGUGGCACAUUGUUACGGCCCAGCUGGUAAAGACUCUCAGUGGCCAUGAGGGAGCCGUGAAGUGUCUGUGCUUUGACCAGUGGCACCUCCUCUCGGGAAGUACUGACGGCCUGGUCAUGGCCUGGAGUAUGGUGGGAAAGUACGAGCGAUGCCUCAUGGCCUUCAAGCAUCCAAAGGAGGUGCUCCACGUGGCCCUUCUCUUCCUCCGGGUCAUCAGUGCCUGUGCAGAUGGCAAGAUCCGCAUUUACAAUUUCCUAAAUGGGACCUGUCUGAAGGUGAUGAAGGCCAAUGGCAGAGGUGAUCCUGUGCUGUCCUUCUUUAUUAAGGGCAACAGGAUGGUGAUCAACAUGGAGAGCAAUGUUCUCCUGUUCCAGUUUGAGAAUAUAAAGUGGCAGUACUCCCUGGAACAGGCCAAACAAAAGAAGACCAAGAAUAAAGAGGAGGACAGGGAAGAACGUGGCCUCACAGGCGUCCUCUCCAGGUCUAACGCUCAGGUUUACGGCUGGAGGGACUCCGUGCCCAGUAAACACAUCGUGGCCCAGGAGUCCCUGAUGAGUAAACCUCACAGGUCCCGCGUUCUCCUGAGGGCAGCCAGGUUCCCUACAGAUGAUGUGGAGGAAGUACAAAAACGAGGACAACUGAAAACUCCUGGAGACUUGAUCAAUUGCCCAAAGAAAAAGUCCUGGCAGAUCCCUAUGUCGCCUGACUUGUUCCUCCUGACCGUUAACGCCCUGCAGCAAGGCCAUAAUUCAGCGGAGUUUGCCUAUCCCCGUAGGCCCCAAACCCCAGUCACUGAUGCCUGGGGACCUUCAAUUUCACACCCAAGGAAGGUCCUGAGUUUCAAAGGAAAAUCAGUCCAACAUGCAGUUGAUCGGUUGAGAUGCAGCAAUCCUCCCAUAGAUGUGAAACGAACUAAUGUUCCCCUUGAAAUCCAGAAACUGCAGCCCAAUUUGAAGAAAUCUUUGCACAGUCCCAGAGUCCAGUCCACCAUACCCCAGCCCACGAUUAUCCGUUCCAGAUUCUCUGGCACCCUGAAGGGUGAAGACCAAGGGACCAGUUCAAUUGAUGGGACAGUGCGCAGCUUUGGCCCCUUAACUAGUAUGCAUGUCAUUAAACCAAACCACAUGCUGGCUUCACCAGUGGGCGUGACAACCCAGCCUGUCAAGAAAGAACGGCUUCGCUUCCACACAACCCUCAAUCCCUUUAAAGUGAACACUGAGUUCAAGUUGUUGACUGCGAGGGAGGAGAAAGAGCACAGGGAAGCCAAGAUGAAGGAGUAUCAGGUCGGAAAGCCCACUGGAGUGGUCAAUCUAGAAAAAGCCAGCAAGGCUGCAUGGAUCAGGAAGAUCAAAGGCCUGCCUAUAGAUAAUUUCAUGAAGCAAGGGAAAAUAGCAGCCCCUGAACUUGGACAAAACAUAUUUAUCUGAACCAGCCUUAGGAAAUUACAAUG
Messenger RNA from Diceros bicornis minor, 3221 nucleotides. It is a transcript of the gene FBXW10B, whose product is annotated as F-box and WD repeat domain containing 10B. Gene Ontology annotation, molecular function: protein binding. The transcript is spliced from 12 exons. The record is from RefSeq and is a predicted model, not a curated record. The coding region runs from base 1 to 3198 and encodes 1065 amino acids. NCBI's taxonomy places the organism in Eukaryota, Metazoa, Chordata, Mammalia, Perissodactyla, Rhinocerotidae.